Messenger RNA from Aethalodelphis obliquidens (Pacific white-sided dolphin), 2814 nucleotides. It is a transcript of the gene GDPD5, whose product is annotated as glycerophosphodiester phosphodiesterase domain containing 5. The transcript has 17 exons. The coding region runs from base 886 to 2703 and encodes 605 amino acids. Gene Ontology annotation, cellular component: plasma membrane. Gene Ontology annotation, molecular function: glycerophosphodiester phosphodiesterase activity. The record is from RefSeq and is a predicted model, not a curated record. NCBI's taxonomy places the organism in Eukaryota, Metazoa, Chordata, Mammalia, Artiodactyla, Delphinidae. Gene Ontology annotation, biological process: positive regulation of neuron differentiation; lipid metabolic process.
UCCUGUGGGGGUGGGCGGCGGGGAUGACAGCGGCGGGGGUGGCAGCGGCUGCGGCGCGGGACUGAGCGAGCGGCUAGCGAGCCGGGGAAAGAGGAGGAAGUAUAGCCGCGGCCCGGAGCUCUGGAGUCAGCUGCCGCGCCGAGGACCGCCCCAUUUUGCAGAGCGAGCCGAAUCCGAACCUAAGAAGACUUCCCCGCCGGGCUCCGCGCCUCCUCGCCGGCGCCCUGCCCUGCCCCGCCUGUCCCAGACCCGGGUUCCGCCGGGACGCUCCCUGCCCUGCGGUCCGGGGCGUGUGGCCGGGGCGCCCCGAGCCCCAGACCCUGAUCCAGUGCACCGGCGAGGGACGCUCCUGGCCCACCAUACGGCUCUAGGGUUAAGGGCUCGUUCCCAGCCUUUCUAUAGUGUGUGUUGGAGCCCCCAGCCCUCCGACCGCGGUUAAGGCGGGGUGCCCCCAGCCCCGUGACUGAGUGCAAAGCAGCCCGGACGCCUCCAGACUCUGGUUGCCCGAAACCCGAACCUUCAGCUGCCUCCAAUCCGGUGCUUCGGACCUGGGACCGUGCGAACAUCCAGGAAACCCCGGCCCGGGUUCAGCGCCCCGUGAGGGGUCCAAGGCGGGCUGGAUAGUCGGACUGAACCAGACUGGGCUGGUGCUUCGAGUCGAAGCUGCCACCUUCCUGCCGCCCCAGGCGAGGAGCUGAGCGCUUGCCCCCAAGAGAGCACAAGAGAGAGCCGAGAAGUGCAGCUCUCCCACUGAAGUGACAUCACCACCUCUGUGGACAGGACCCCCCAGGAGCCCAGCUCACAGCCACUGGUGCCUUCUUCCAGGACCAGCCGGGGGCCUCCAUGGGCGCCUGAGGGCAGGGCGCCAGGGCCGCGGGCGCGAGCAUGGUGAGACACCAGCCCCUGCAGUACUAUGAGCCGCAGCUCUGCCUCUCCUGCCUCACCGGCAUCUACGGCUGCCGCUGGAAGCGCUACCAGCGCUCUCACGAUGACACCACACCGUGGGAGCGCCUGUGGUUUCUGCUUCUCACCUUGACCUUCGGCCUCACGCUCACCUGGCUGUACUUCUGGUGGGAAGUCCACAACGACUACGAUGAAUUCAACUGGUACCUCUACAACCGCACGGGCUACUGGAGCGACUGGUCCGUGCCCAUCCUCAUGACCACAGCAGCCGCCUUCACUUACGUCGCAGGCCUCCAGGUCCUGGCACUAUGUCACAUUGCCGUGGGGCAGCAGAUGAACCUGCACUGGCUGCACAAGAUGGGGCUGGUGGCCAUCCUGGUGGCUACGGUGGUGGCCAUGUCAGCUGUGGCCCAGCUGUGGGAGGACGAGUGGGAGGUGCUGCUUAUCUCCCUGCAGGGCACAGCGCCAUUCCUGCACAUGGGGGCCCUGGUCGCCAUCACUGCGCUCUCCUGGAUCGUGGCAGGACAGUUUGCCCGCGCAGAGCGAUCCUCCUCCCAGAUGGCCAUUCUCGGUACCUUCUUCACCGUGGUGUUUGCCCUCUACCUGGCCCCUCUCACCAUCUCCUCUCCCUGCAUCAUGGAGAAAAAGGACCUGGGCCCCAAACCUGCCCUCAUCGGCCACCGCGGGGCCCCCAUGCUGGCCCCAGAGCACACGCUGAUGUCCUUCAGGAAGGCCCUAGAGCAGAAGCUGUACGGACUCCAGGCUGACGUCACCAUCAGCCUGGACGGCGUGCCCUUCCUCAUGCACGACGCCACCCUGCGCCGCACCACCAACGUGGAGGAGGAAUUCCCGGAGCUCGCCCAGAGGCCCGCCUCCAUGCUCAACUGGACCCUGCUGCAGAGGCUCAACGCUGGCCAGUGGUUCCUGAAGACGGACCCCUUCUGGACGGCCAGUUCCCUGUCACUGUCCGACCACAGGGAGGCCCAAAACCAGUCCAUCUGCAGCCUAAUGGAACUCUUGGAGCUGGCCAAGGGCAAUGCCACGUUGCUGCUCAACCUGCGUGACCCGCCGCGGGAGCACCCCUACCGCGGCAGCUUCCUCAACGUCACGCUGGAGGCCGUGCUGCACUCCGGCUUCCCCCAGCACCAGGUCCUGUGGCUGCCUAACAGGCAGAGGCCCUUCGUGCAGAAGGUGGCUCCUGGCUUCCAGCAGACAUCGGGCUCCAAGGAGGCAGCUGCCAGCCUGCGGAGAGGCCACAUCCAGCGGCUGAACCUGCGCUACACUCAGGUGUCCCGCCAGGAGCUCAGGGACUAUGCAUCCUGGAACCUGAGCGUGAACCUCUACACAGUCAAUGCCCCGUGGCUCUUCUCCCUGCUGUGGUGCGCAGGGGUCCCGUCUGUCACCUCUGACAACUCCCACACCUUAUCCCAGGUGCCCUCCCCCCUCUGGAUCAUGCCCCCGGACGAGUACUGUCUCAUGUGGGUCACCGCCGACCUGAUCUCCUUCAUCCUGAUCGUUGGCAUCUUCGUGCUCCAGAAGUGGCGCCUGGGUGGCAUACGGAGCUACAACCCCGAGCAGAUCAUGCUGAGUGCCGCGGUGCACCGGACCAGCCGGGACGUCAGCAUCAUGAAGGAGAAGCUCAUCUUUUCAGAGAUCAGCGAUGGCAUGGAGGUCUCCGAUGAGCUCUCUGUAUGUUCAGACAACAGUUAUGACACAUACGCCAACAGCACCACCUCCCCUAUGGGCCCCCAAGGGAGCGGCAGCCGCGCCACGACCCUCACAGACCGGAGUGGGCGUUAGCUGAAGACCCGUCUGUCCAGCCUGUACCUCAUGUGGAGACAGGGGAAGCCCACAGAGCUGGAAGAAGCACGCUCUGGGAGCUGGCUCCACAGUCUCCUUGUUGGCUCCAGC